This is a messenger RNA of Helianthus annuus (common sunflower), 549 nucleotides long. RefSeq lists its product as uncharacterized. NCBI's taxonomy places the organism in Eukaryota, Viridiplantae, Streptophyta, Magnoliopsida, Asterales, Asteraceae. The record is from RefSeq and is a predicted model, not a curated record. The transcript has 2 exons. Bases 1 to 549 code for a protein of 182 amino acids.
AUGAGGUUAACUGUAGGAGCGAACGCAUCUGAUAUCGAAGAGAUUAAAGCUUUUGCGAAUUGGUUGCUCGAGUUGGGCGAGGGAAAGAAUAGUGACAGUGACGAUUGUCAAGUGGUUAUAGAUAUUCCUGAAGAUCUAGCUAUAUUGGCACCAACAAACGAGGUUGUUCAAGAAAUUAAUGAAAGAUUGCUUGCUUCGUUUCAUGGCGAUGAAGUGGAGUAUCUGAGUUCUGAUAGUAUUUGUCAAACUGAUAAAGGAAAGAACGAAGCACAUGCGAGACUAUAUUCUCCCGAUGUUCUGAAUGGUCUUAAAAUUUCUGGUCUGCCUAAUCAUCGAUUAGUCCUUAAAGUUGGUGUACCUGUAAUGUUGCUUCGUAAUAUUGAUCAACAAAAUGGUUUAUGCAAUGGUACGAGACUACAGAUUACUAAACUUUAUAAAUGUGUUAUAGAGGCUGAGAUUAUAUCCGGCGGAAACAUAGGGACCAGAACGUUUAUUCCACGAAUCAGUUUGACACCGUCGAAAAAAAGAAUUCCUAUCAAGUUUCAAUGA